GUCAAAGUUACGUAAAUAAUUGAGAAAAUACCUAACUUCAGUAAUGCUCAGACUAUUUGAGGGCAUCAGGAAAGCAUUCCUCUCUGUUCUUUUCCUUGGGACCAGUAUAAUCUUGCUUGGAGGUGUUGGAUGCUUUUGUGAAUUAGAUGGCAAAGUGGAUACAGAGGAGAACGGUCAACCCAGACCCCCUCACCUUAUCUUCAUCAUGGUGGACGACCAAGGUUAUGGAGACAUUGGGUAUCACGGCUCAGACAUCCACACUCCUGCGCUGGACCGGCUUGCAGCAGAAGGUGUCAAAUUGGAAAACUAUUAUGUCCAGCCUAUCUGCUCACCCUCUCGUAGUCAGCUCAUGACAGGACGAGUGAAGAAGAUUUUGCAGAACCACAACUCCAGCACACCGCUCUUCCUCUACUUGUCCCUCCAGGCUGCACAUACCCCCCUACAGGCACCAGACCUUUUCUUGCACCACUAUAAAACACACAGCAAUCGUCAAAGGCGUCACUAUGCAGCCAUGCUAAGCUGCUUGGAUGACGGGGUAGCACAGAUGGUAAAAGAGAUGAAGGCUAGUGGGCUUUAUCAAAACUCUGUGCUGAUCUACUCAUCUGAUAAUGGAGGACAGCCGCUAUCAGGCGGAAGCAACUGGCCACUUAGAGGAGGGAAAGGGACUUACUGGGAGGGCGGCAUCAGGGCUGUCGGGUUUGUCCAUAGUCCCCUUCUAAAGAGGAAAGGAAUUGUUAGUAAAGCACUGAUCCAUGUUUCUGACUGGUAUCCUACAUUGCUUAGGCUUGCAGGGGACCUGCAAUCCUACCAUGAUCUAGAUGGCCAUAACGUCUGGGGAAGCAUCAAUGAGGGCUUACCCUGCCCUCGUAAGGAAAUCCUUUUCAACAUCGAUCCUGUGUCAAGGAAACCUGGGGAGCCAUAUGACAAAGCAGUGGUACUCAAUGGGUUCGGGAUUUGGGACACCGCUGUAAGAGCCGCACUAAGAGUGGGUGACUGGAAGUUAUUGACAGGAAAUGUGGGUGAUGGAGACUGGAUACCACCACAGGCUCUUCCCGCCGGCCGAGAACGGUGGCAGAAAUUGGAGAAGCAACGUAAUAGGCUGGGGAAGUCAGUGUGGCUGUUUAACAUCAGUGCGGACCCGUACGAGAGGUUUGACCUUGCUGAGAUUCGACCAAGGGUGGUAAAACAUCUAUUGCUCAGGCUGGCAGAGUAUAACCACACAGCUGUAAUGGCAAAGAACCCACCAGAUGAUCCAAUGGCUGAUCCAGAACUACAUGGUGGAGUGUGGAGUCCCUGGCUGGGCCAAGAGGGCUGGAAAGAAGAUACAAGGGUUGAAGAAGGCAAAAAGGAAAAGACUGUAAAGUUUAAACAUUGUAAAUUAUGCAAAUUAAAAGCCCUCUUCAAAAAAGUGGGGUCACGUCUUGAAAGAAAAAACAUUUUCUAAAUGUUCUCUCAGGUUCAUAAAUGUUAUGCCUAGCAAAAGGAAUUUACACAAACUGAACUUUUUCACAUUUAUUCACAUGUAAACCACCAACCUAACCAGUUCAUUCUAGUUUUAUGAGGUAAUUUUGGUCAAAGUUACAAUUACCAUUCA
Messenger RNA from Cyprinodon variegatus (sheepshead minnow), 1594 nucleotides. RefSeq names its product arylsulfatase I-like. Bases 44 to 1444 code for a protein of 466 amino acids. The record is from RefSeq and is a predicted model, not a curated record. Lineage: Eukaryota; Metazoa; Chordata; Actinopteri; Cyprinodontiformes; Cyprinodontidae. The transcript is spliced from 2 exons.